This is a messenger RNA of Populus nigra (black poplar), 825 nucleotides long. RefSeq lists its product as uncharacterized. The record is from RefSeq and is a predicted model, not a curated record. The transcript has 4 exons. Lineage: Eukaryota; Viridiplantae; Streptophyta; Magnoliopsida; Malpighiales; Salicaceae. Bases 108 to 521 code for a protein of 137 amino acids.
GACCCCCCGCACAUCAGCAGUAUAUAAAGGAUAAAAGAUCAUAAUCAUCACAAGAUCGGUAAGACACACACUCUUGCUAAGUGCUUUGAUUAAAAGGUUUGGAACAAAUGGGAUCUUUAAUGUCUGGUUGGGACUCACCUGUACCUGAUCGUGAAUCAGUGAAAUACCAAAGGAAUAGGUCACAAACUAAAGGAGACAUUGAUGCUUACUGGAAAUCGAAGAAGAAAACAGAGGAGGAUCAUCUCAAAGUUUUCUCUAGUCCAUCUAAUAGCAACCAGGAUGGCAUGUACGGAGAUGGAGUAAAGUUUCAGAGACCAAGCUCUACAGCCGAUACAGAGAAGUUCAUGGACUCGGAAAUUGAACCAAGUCUGGAGCAACUCAUCAAGAAAAAUGGCUGGUGGGCUAGUAGCAUCUGGGCAUUUCUAAAUGAAACACCAGAACUGGAACGUUCCUCCAACAAUUACUCAACACAGUUUCACAUCGCCACCUCAAAAUCCGUCAGUGGAGCCAGUGCUGUGUGAUGGCCUCCUUGCUUCCUGUAUACUGCAUGGAUUUACUAGAAAAGCUAAGCUACCACCUUUGUAAGAUGCUGUGAAUAUGGAGAAGUUGAAUGUGAUUAGUGGAUUUUGUCCUCUUUUCUGGCCACUUGAUCAUCUGUAUAAAUUAUUAAGAGUGCAGGAUGGUUGGCCAUCAAGACAUUGACUUGUAUAACUUUAUUACACCAGGCUUUUAUCUUUGUUGUCCCCCUAAUUAAUCAAGAUGGUUUGAAAAGGCCUUCAUGAGAAAUAAAGUGAAAUUGUGCAGUUUGUAUCCUGCUAUUCUAUA